GAACAAUGUAGCGGUCAACAUAGCGAACGGUUCCGACAGCAAUGCAAAUUACAGCGUAGAUGGUGAGUUUGGCGUACAAAUUAACAGCGGGGCCAAUGCCGAGUCAGAAAAUCUCAAAGUGAAGUUGCUGGAGAAAGAAAUCGAAAUGUUGAGGCUGAAGCUGGCAAUAGAAGAGCAAAAAAAUACGCACACUGUAGCUAAAGAAUUUCCCUUCGAUACAAUAAAGCAACUGGUGUCGGAUUAUUAUGGUAGCGAAAAUUUUGAGAUGUGGCGUGCCCAAGUGGUGCACCUGCUAGAGGACCUGAAAGUAAACAAAGAAACGCUAGCUUUAGUAGUACAGCUGAAGUUGAAAGGUGCGGCCGCAACGUGGUAUAACACCAACAAGAUGUUUUUAAGGAGUCUAGAUGCCGUGCUUAAAGAGAUGACUGCAAUAUUUGCACGUAGUGACAAUCUUCUGGUUACGCGACGCCGUUUCGAAAAACGCAGCUGGAGUUAUGAAGAGUCGUUUGCUAACUAUUUCAAUGAAAAGUGUUUGCUAAGCAGCGGUUUGAACCUGGUCGACACGGAGCUAGUCGAAUAUAUAAUCGACGGUAUCCCAGAUAAGCAGUUACAGGUCCAGGCGAAACUGCAAAAUUUCCCAACAGCCAGCAGCUUGGUGAAGGCGUUUCGUACAAUUGAGUAGCCGCAACGUUCAUCUCCAAGGCCCAGCGAGGACAGAGUCAGGUGUUACAACUGCAACAGUUACGGCCAUUUAUCGAGAGAGUGCAGAAAAGCAAAGCGCGAAUUAGGUACCUGUU
Messenger RNA from Rhagoletis zephyria (snowberry fruit fly), 797 nucleotides. RefSeq lists its product as uncharacterized. Lineage: Eukaryota; Metazoa; Arthropoda; Insecta; Diptera; Tephritidae. The record is from RefSeq and is a predicted model, not a curated record.